CCCGCCCCGCCCCGCCCGCAGUUGUGGCGCUUGCGGCCGUCAUGGCGCUGUCGGCGCAGCUGCUCCGCGGGGUCGCCCGCAGCUCGCCUGUCCUCGCCCUCUCCGGCACGGCGGGCCGGCGAGCGCUGGGCUCCGCGCCGCCGAGGCUGCCGGCGGGCCGGGGGGGCCGGCGGGCCGCGCUGGGGGCGGCGGCGGCGGCGGCGGCGGCGGGGGGGGCGGCGGCGGCGGCGCUGGGCGGGCUGUGGCUGUGGCUGUGGCGGCGGGCCGCGAUGGCGGCGUCCGAGGAGGAUGAGGAUGAGGCGGCGGCGGAGGAGGAGCUGCGGCAGCCGUUCAUGGCGCCGCCGGUGAGCGGGCUGCGGGAGCUGCGGCGGCGGCGGCGGGAGGUGCGGAGCCGCAUGGAGCUGCUCAUCAUGGAGACGCAGGCGGAGGUGUGCCGCGCCCUGGCCGCGCUGGACCCCGCCGCCGCCUUCGCCGUCGACACCUGGGAGAGGGAAGAAGGCGGCGGCGGGAUCAGCUGCGUGCUGCAGGACGGCGAGGUCUUCGAGAAGGCGGGCGUGAACGUGUCCGUGGUGUUCGGGCUCCUGUCCGAGGAGGCGGCGCGGCAGAUGCGAAGCAGGGGCAAGUCUCUGAAGGCCAAGGACGGGAAACUGCCUUUUUGCGCCAUGGGUGUGAGCUCUGUUAUCCAUCCAAAGAACCCUCAUGUUCCAACCAUGCACUUCAACUACAGAUACUUCGAAAUCGAAGAAGCAGACGGAACUAAACAGUGGUGGUUUGGUGGUGGGACUGACCUCACUCCAACUUACUUGAAUGAAGAGGAUGCCAUUCAUUUUCACAAGACACUGAAAGAAGCCUGCGACAAGCAUGAUCUGAAGCUGUAUCCCAAGUACAAGAAAUGGUGUGAUGACUACUUCUAUAUCAAGCACCGUGGCGAGCGAAGAGGGAUUGGAGGCAUAUUCUUUGACGACUUGAACUCUCCCUCCAAGGAGGAGGUAUUCCAGUUUGUGAAGAGUUGUGCCAAAGCUGUUGUGCCUUGUUACGUUCCCAUUGUGAAAAGGCACUGCCAUGACUCCUUCACACCAGAGGAAAAGCUAUGGCAGCAGCUUCGGAGAGGACGGUAUGUAGAGUUCAACUUGGUUUAUGACAGAGGUACAAAGUUUGGCCUCCUGACACCAGGAUCAAGAAUUGAAAGCAUUCUCAUGUCUCUGCCACUGACUGCAAGGUGGGAGUACAUGCACACCCCUCCAGAGAGCUCAAAAGAAGCAGAAAUCCUGGAGGUUCUGCGCAAUCCCAAAGACUGGGUGCACUGACAAGGAUUGUGAACCAGAUGGACUGCUAACACUGAGCCAUUAUGAAAGGACACGAACACCUGCAAACCAGCUCAUUCAAACUACAUGCUGUUUUAGUAUAGCUAUUUAUACUCUUACCUGGUGCCUUAAUGCUGUACAGUUGUUACAACUUGCAAAUACGUGAAGUCAUUUUUUAAGAUUGAUCAGCUAAUGUUAUCACUCACCCCCUGUUGAUGUUGCCUUGUGACGAACUGGCAGUACCCUCAUGGGACUACUGUGCAUGCUUAAGAAUUUCCUCAGAUGAUUUGUUUGACUGCAAAAUGGCAAACUACUGUAAAGUGUUCUCCCAGUGGAGUGAAGGCAUUAUCUGUGCCUAAAUAGCACUGCUUACUCUUAGAAAAUGUUGGGAUGCUUUAGAAAUACUUUUUUUUUUUUUAAGAAUAAAGGGAGUAUUUGGUAUGAUUUUAAA
Molecule: messenger RNA, 1755 nt
Organism: Tyto alba (common barn owl)
Lineage: Eukaryota; Metazoa; Chordata; Aves; Strigiformes; Tytonidae
Gene: CPOX
Product: coproporphyrinogen oxidase
Exons: 7
Coding region: 42-1307 (421 amino acids)
Cellular component (GO): cytoplasm; mitochondrial intermembrane space
Molecular function (GO): coproporphyrinogen oxidase activity
Source: RefSeq, a predicted model, not a curated record